AAAAAACAAAAAACUGGGUUUGUCUGAUUGUCUCAACAAAUCACAAUGUCAAUGUGUAAACAUAGUUGCUUAAUACUGCCUAACACUUAUACAAUGUCAUUUAUCAAUGUCAACGAUAAUAAAUAAUUGCUAACAUUAAAUAUAUUUGUUUUAAUAAUACAUUAUUACUAGCUUAAAUAUUCAUCAAUGUGAAAGAAAAUGAUAAAUUCAGGGCGCUUUCCAUUUGAACAAAAAACCCAGAUUGCGUUUCCGGAAUGUCCAGUGGCAAAAUGGAACGCUACAACGUGACAGGCCUUGUAAAUAAUGGGAGGCUUGUUGGGCGCUUUCCAUUUUGCUUGAAAAUCAAAUGGAACACGUUAAUUCUGGAAUGCUGUUUCUUUAUUUUGAAGAAUUUUUGACACUGCCGCUCAAAUCUCUUCUUUCAGCAUUCGGCAAAAUAAAUCCAGGCUCGAGUCGAGAACCUGCCAUUUUGGUUUUGGUGGUGGUUUCUGUUCGUCGAAUACUGGAAAGCAGCAACGUGGCUGGGAAAUGUUUUAAUGGAAUAUAAAAAUUUCAAAAUAUCCCGAAUUUCCAUUUUGUGGACAACCUCGAGAGAUUGAAUUCUCGAAACAGAAUUCCAGAAAUUAUCGUGUUCUAUUUGAUUUUCAAGCAAGAUUUCCGGAAUUUCCGUCAAAUGGAAAGCGUCCUCAGUAAACUUUCAAUUCCUCAGUAUCAAUGAAGUAUUAACACAUAGUUUAACAAACCAAUCAAUAUCGAUUUUGUAUGCUAAAGGAUAUCCCUCCCAUUAUUCACGUCUAGUGUCCUCACACAUCACACCAUCUCGAGGAGUACUUGUUAGUCUUGCUUUCACCCUAUUAGUCUGACCAGGCAAUAACCUGAACUGAAACUUCUGCAGUAAUUUUGCAAGGAUAACUUUUGAUUCAAACUUGGAAAAUGUCUGUCCAAUGCAAUUACGUGGGCCAAUGGAAAAGGGGAAAUGAGUCAUGCUAAAAUUUGGAAUGUUUUUGGUUUCAAAGAAUCUUUCUGGGUCAAAAACGUCUGGAUUCUCCCAAAUUUCAGGAUUCAUUGAAAAAAAUAUCUGUAGACUGUCAAUUCCAUUUCCUUUUGGAAUAUGAUAUCCUCCAACUGUAAUAUCUUUUGCUAGCACUCUAGAAGGUGCUGGUGCUACAGGAUAUUUUCUCAAAGAUUCCUCCAAAACUUGACCAAGAUACUUCAGUUUUGCCAAAUCAUCAAACUCCACAUAAUCACGACCGCGAAGCACUUCGGUAACCUCGUUUAAAAGUUUUGCUUCAACAUGGGGAUUUCGAAUGACUUCAUACAAGGUAAAUGACAAUGAAUUUGCAGUUGUCUCUUGUCCGGCAAGGAAUAUGGUCACAAACUCAUCAAUGAUGUCAUCCAAUGUCAAACUGCCAUCUUUAAUCAAGAGACUCAAUAAGUCAUCAGGGACGGCUUUAUUGUCAGCAAUGUCCUUCAUCCGAGUGGUGGUACAAUCAGAGGCAAAUUUCCUGAGAAAUCGUGCUGCAUCAAUUUGCUCUCUUUUGAUAGCAUUCUGAAACAGCUUGAACUGGAAUAUUCCCAGGAGGGUGGGGUGGAGUGGAAUAUCAAUGUUGUCCUGCACCCCGCACAGAUAGUGCCGUAUUGCUCCUGGAAAUGGGGAAUUGGGAUCUUCAAUAGCAUGGGUAUUAAUAUUAAAGGAAACUUGACUCAUAGCUUCCAAAGUGACUUUUGUAAAUUCCUGCAGCAUACUGGUCGGCUCACCACAAUCAACAACUCUAUCCAGGUGAGUCAUAAAGAUGUCACAAACAUUAUUAAAAUUAUCCAUGAAGUCUUUCAGACACUUACGGUGAAAAGCUGGGUUCAUAACUUGCCGUCGUUUGCGCCACGAUGCUUCAUUUGUAUUCGAUACCAGUCCAUAACCAGCUCCCCUCUCACCAUAAACAAAACCAAAUUUAGGAUAGAAAAAUGAACUUUUAAACAGGCUGGCAUGAUUAUUUAUGUAAACAUGUCGCAAAUAGGUAGCGUCUCCCAGAAAUACAAUAGGCUUGUGAAUAAAAAAUAAUAUAAAUAUUGGCCCGUAUUCGAGUCGUUUUUCCAGUAGAAACUCGCUCGUCGUCCUACCAGUUUCAGCUUUGUAUUUCCACAUGUCUGGGAGGUGACCCAAUAUGAAACUCGAACGAGGUGGUCCUGGUAAAUGAUCGUUGAUUUUGUGGACAUAAUACAAAUAUGCCACAAAAAAGAAAACACAGCCAAAACAUCCAAGCAAAAUUGUGGGGAGGAUGUAUGAAAUUAAACAUAGAACCAUAGAUAGAACUGUGACAGCCAUUGUAAACAUCAUUGUGUGCCUAUAGAGUUCAGUGGCUGGUAAAAUGUAAUUGUUCGGAGAAAUUUCAUAAAUCACGCUCGGGUGUGCUGUGUCAAAAUUCAGCGCUCCUCAUUGGUCGAGAGACCUAAUUUGGUCAUGUGACUUGGUUUUUGGAAGGCUUUUGAACAGAAAGGACAAGGCAACAAGCAUGGCGAACGUGUAUCCGGCCGGCAAGAAAAGAGUUUGUUAUUAUUACGACGGUACGUGCUUAUUUCCACAUAAUUUUUCUCAUGCAGCAAGGUUUCAUGGCGAAAUUUACUCUGUGAAAUUUUCGUGCUGUUUGGUAGCGCUUUAGUGGUGUUAGGUUUUCACUUUCCCCCCGUGACAUUAGAUAAUAGAUUUGCCAUGUAAAUUUUUGGCUCUAUAGGUGAUGUAGGCAACUAUUAUUACGGCCAGGGACAUCCUAUGAAACCUCAUCGUAUCCGAAUGACUCAUAAUUUAUUGCUGAACUAUGGAUUGUACAGGAAAAUGGAAAUUUAUGUAAGUUUAUAAUAAUGUGUAUUUUCAAUUUUUUGAAAGAUAAUGUACUGUUUCUGAGGGUUCCUAUGGUUUUGGUCAGUUUCAGUAUAAAGUGUCACUGGGUAUAAAUAUGGUGGAUGGCUGUCAACAUUAACACUUAGGCACCAUUUACGCAAGCCCGUGUUGGCUCUCAACCUGAGUUGUCUGCCUGUCUGAUAAUAAAUUUCUAUUAGCAUUUACCUGAUAAGUAACCCAUUUAACCAAUCUACGUAACCUGUAUCAAGACGCAUGUUGACCCUGGUUAGUGGGAUGUGAAUAGGAAUGUUCGGUAUGAGAAAUUUCCGGUAUCGGUAUACCGAAAAAAUUAUACUGAUAUUAUCAGUAUACCGGUUUUCCUUUGGUAAUUAUAAAGGAAAAUUCUUUAAUGGAAAUUUUAAGGAAAUGUGAGUAAUUCUAAAAGGGAAAACGAUAAUUUCGAAGCCGUUUCGAACAUGUUUCGAACGACACAUACCCAGUGUAAAAUCUCACUGAAGUGGAAAUUCUAAAUCAUUGCAGUAGAAAGUUCUUUGAAUUGCCAUUCAGUAGUAAAAUAAAGAUUAUGGUUUCGCCAUAUAGUUGGUAAAUUUAACACGAUAAACCAAAAAAUUCCGGUAUAUUGGAAAUUUCGGUAUAUCGGUAAUUUCGGUAUAUCGGUAUGGUUGAAUAUCCGGUAUCGAUAUACCGAUAAUGAUUUAAUACCGAUAUUUUCGGUAUAUCGGUAUACCGAACAGUCCUAGAUGUGAAGCCAGGUAAAUUCAGCUUUUUUCUUCAUGUAAAUCUGGGUUGGUUUGACCUGGCUCAUGUAAAGCUAGGGUUGCAUUUGCAAUUUUUGCAACACAUGCAAUGAUUUUCUUGUCUAGUACCGGUAAGACAAGUGCAAAGCCAGAGCUAAGUUCACAAUUUCUUGACAGAAUUUAGCACCCUUAAUUUUAGACACGAGUUUAAAAGUUUAAUUACUGUGAAGCGUGGUCUGAAUAUACCUGCCUAAAGAUCCUUACAUGUGUUUAAAAGUGUAUGAAUAUGUAGUUCUUCUGUGACUUUAUUAACCAAAAACGUUUUAGAAAUUCACUGAUUUUGCCAUGUGCAGACAGUUGUGUGUAACCUUAAAGAUCUUUUACUACUCCAUUGGAUUAGUCACCCCCAAAGCGUUUUUCACUAGCCAGUCCUUGUCAAGUAAGGCGAUUUUCAUUGGUGAAAAAAUAUUGCAUAUGUAACCUUGGCUUAAAGGUCAUGUAAAGUCUGUACUGGCGGUACUGCGCAUAUGUUCUGCGCAGGCCUACAUUCCAAUGGUCGGGACCCGACCAUUGGAAUGUUGUUAAUAUUUCCCACCUUCCGAACUUUCUUGAAUUGAAUCUCUAAUCUGUAUUAAUUUACAAGCAUAGCGAACCAGAAGAGUGUUAAAAAUUCAGUAUAAUAUAUAUCUGAUCAUAAAGUUUGUUUACAUUACGGACUUUACAUCACUUUUAAAGGAUAUAUAAGGGUCAAAUAUAUAUUUCUGCCAAAAAGACAUAUUACAUCUGGCAGGCAGGCAGGGAGGGGGGGGGGGGAGUUGUGGGCAUGAAGUCUUUUUCCUGAAAUAUAUGUUUGAAAACACUGAGUUUAAAACUAAUGUUGAAAACUCUGAAUCUCACAAAUCCUUCAAAACAAAUCCUUCAAUAAACUUGACAGCAACAUUUGUACCGAUACCAAUUUUAUAAUGAUGUCAUAAUGUCAUUAUCUAUUUGGGCAUGCAUGAAGUAUCAAGCUGAACCAAAUUUGGGGUCUCAAUCCUCACCUGGAAAGGCACUUGAUUGAGUGUGUGGUCCUCAGAAUGUGUGUGCACACACCUUUUGUUUAGUAUCUUUUUUCAUGACAAAGAAGCUAUUUUAGUGCUAGCACUCUUUCCUUGACAUUGGUAAAAUAGUAAAGGGGGGUAAAAUAGUAAAGUACAUGUAUGUAAAAAUCUCACAACUUGUCAACAAGAUGUGUUUGCAACAAGAUUGUGGGACGUUUGGCAAGUUGUAACAACUGUUAUUUUAUCAAGUGGCUGCAAGGUUGUUAACAUUCAACAACUUGUUAACAAAUUGUGAGUGAUCACAAUUUGUUAACAAGUUGUUGAAUUGCAGGGCAAUAACAAGUUGUUGGAACAACUGUUGAGCUCAACAAGCCAUUCACAUUAGCAAGUUGCUGGAACAGUAUUGCUGCAAGUCUGCUGCAUGCUUGUUACAACUUGUGCAUUUUUACACCUGUAGGGUGCAUUAGGGCACAAUGCAACUUAAUGGGUUGACUACAAAUCAGUUGUUGCUACAAAUCUCAGUCCUUAAAAGGGGGGGGGGAGGUUCUGACUUUUCCAGAAGGGAAUUUCAAUGCUUUCAUUAUGAAUUUGUAUAUUUUGUAGAGACCUCAUAAAGCGAAUCUUGAAGAAAUGACAAAAUAUCAUUCUGAUGAUUAUGUGAAGUUUUUAAAGACAAUCCGACCAGAUAACAUGACUGAAUAUACAAAACAGAUGCAGAGAUGUGAGUAAUUGUUUAACGCAUUGAGUGGCAGCACUCUCCCAUUGACAAGUAAAAUCAUCUGGCAUUAGACAAGUAAAAUCAUCUGGCAUUAGACAGAGUAAAAUAAAUAAGUUGGGUGUCUCAGAGAACAUUGCCACUUAAAAUUAAGCAGUGGCAGACACUUCACAACAUAUUAGGAGGGGGGGGGGGGAUUUUAACAUGUUUGCCAAAGGAGUUUCGGUGUCUGUUUAAAACUAUAAGUUCUGCGAAUUUGUCAAAACAUGGAUCACUUGAUGAAAUGAAUAAAGAGUCAUGAGUUGUGACUGAGAUAAUCACUUAUUCAUGUUGAUUAGCAUUAUUGUUUAAAUUAAUGCAUAGUUGUAACUAUCAAUUCUGGUUAUUUAAAAUAUAAAUUAUCAGUACUUAGAGCUGUAAGAAUCCUACACAGAAGAAAACAGAUUGUAUAAAAUGUGUGUCAUUAUAGACAGUGGCAUAGCCAGCCCGACAAUUUAGUCCCGCUAUGCAAAUUCAAAAUUAUUAUCAUUAUUCAUUUCUUUAGAAAUUGAUUGUUUUCACAGUCAAUGAACACGAAAAUAUUUGCAUAGCGGGACUAAAUAGUCGGGCUGGCUUCGCUACUGAUUAUAGAAUCAUUAUAUAUUGCUUACUAUAUUCCUAACUUUAGCUUAAUAAGUUUUAUUUAAUAGUCAUUAUUUGAUAUGACAUUACAUAAUAUGGGCAAUAAUGGGUGUGAUUGCAUGUUUGCCAUUUGCUCGUAAACAAUGAUUGUGAAUUGUGAUAUUCUGGGAUUUUUUAAAAAUCAAAAUUGAGUAGGUUAGAGGCUUAAAUUCAGGGGCGAAACUUGAAGGGUAUGGGGGAGUGUGACACCCCUCCAAAAUACAAAUCAUCUGGAUUGGCAGGGCGAAUCAUCUGGAUUGGCAGGGCAAUCAAAGAUUUUAAGUGAUAGAAUGUAGAGUUAUUAAGUAACUUACAGGGCUUUCAGAGGGAAUUGAAUAGAAUUUAUAGACAUAAAUUUUACAAAUAUUGGUCCAAAAAUAAGGGUUUCGCCCAUGUUUUAACAGGAAUUUGUACGGAGAAAAUUUUUUGACCGUUAAUUUAACUGGUUUAUGUCCUGAAAAAUUUUUCGACCCCUUUUUUAAAUUAAUGUCCGGAAAAUUUUUUUUACAAACCUCCCUCCCGCUCUCCAACAUUUUUUGGAAAAAUAGUGGCCAGAAAUCAAAAUUUGCUGCAGGGCAAUUCUGCCUGACACCCCCCGAAUUAAAGUUUGCCCCUGCCUAAAUUACAUGCCAGUUUCUUGCACCAUAACAUAGCUAUGGAAAGAACCACAUCUAGCUUGUCCUAAAGCAAUCAUCAAGAAAUCAAUCAUGUCAUAAACAUGCAUGGUGCCGUCUUACCUCCAUAGAAAGAUGGCUUCUAGAGAAAGAUAAGCAGAUUAUCUGAAGAUAACGUUCCAGUUAUAUUCAUUUCAAUGGUUCCAUAUUAUUCGAUAUAUUUUUGUAGUUAAUGUUGGUGAAGAUUGUCCAGUUUUUGAUGGUUUAUUUGAAUUUUGUCAACUCUCAACUGGUGGAUCUAUUGGUAAGGUUCUUGUUAAAUUUCCUGGGGCCUGUUAUACGAUAGCUGGAUAACGCUAUCCAUCAGAUAGUUGUUUUUUCAAGCUUUCUAAAAUUGUCUGUUGAUUGAUAUAACCUGGAUUAAUAUUUAUAAACCAAAGUUUCUUUUUAUUAAUUAUGAGGUCUAUAUCCGUAGUUUUCUAUCAUUUUAAGGUGGCUCAAUGUAGUCUUUUAAAAUUGGAAAAAAAAUUGCGAUUUAGAUGUGUAUUUUUGGACAAGUAUCACCUGUUGAAAAACAAAAAGUAUCUAAAGAAUGUAAGAGUGUCUAGUAUAAUAAAAGUAUCUAAAGAACGUAAAACAAGAUCUAAAGAAUUUGAAUUUUUGGUAACAAUGACGUUUCAGUAUGGCGGAUAUUUUGGCUUUAAUUAAAGUAAUUUUCCUCAAAAACGAAGAUCUAAUAUAAAAUUGAAUAUAAAAUUUAUUAGUAUUUAAAAUAUCUUGUCUUGUCUUAAAGAUUUUUUAAACCCUCUUCUUGUGCCUUGUGGGCUCUAUAUCAGUAAUUUUACAGCUUUGCAGCAAUUUUUACAAAGGUUGAAAAAGUUACUAUAUCCACUGGGUAGCGCUAUCCAGUCUUCAUACAGCCAUCCCCAGAAUACUUUGUUGACAAUUUUAAUUAACUAUUUUUACCAACUUUGUAGCUGGAGCAGUCAAACUGAACAAACAACAGACAGAUAUUGCCAUCAAUUGGGCAGGUGGACUACAUCAUGCAAAAAAAUCUGAAGCUUCAGGAUUUUGUUAUGUCAAUGACAUUGUUUUAGCUAUCCUGGAAUUGCUGAGGUAAUUUAUUGUGUCCUAAUUGAGUCCUCGUUCGAACUCAAAUUUAUAGGAAUGUUUAGAUCCUAACCAGGAGCAGGCCCUCUUGCUGGACUCGAACCUGUGGCCCUGUGGUUCCAGUGCAGCACUCUGACCAACUGAGCUGCAGAAUCCAGUUGCUGAGUAGUAAUUAACCACAAAUGCACCAGACGAUUUUACAAUAAUUAACCCAUUGAGCAUCAGCGUGAAACCCUUGAUGACUGGCGUUAGAAAGAGUUAGAACAAUAAUGAUUUUGUUGGCAUCUCACUUGAAGGGUCUUGUACUGUAGAUGGAAAUUAUCUAGUUGCGUAUAGGUCCCUGGCAGGAAUUCGAUUCGCAGGGUUGCAAGUUCGAUUCCUGGUUAGGUCUAAUAAAUGUAUAUAAAUUUCCACUCGAUGAUUUCCAUCUAAAGUAUUAAUAAUAGGCUGGGGCGGUUUCUUGGUAAACCGAUAAAUAUUGUGGGUUUUUUCAAAACUGGUUUUGCGGAUUGGAAAACCGACCGAAGAAUCGUAUAUCGCCAUUCAUUCACACGAUAUGAGAGACCUACAGUAUACACGCGACUGAAAAGCGACGAGGCUUGAUCGGAAUGCGUAUAGCCUGUAGCCAAUUUUCUUUUCGUUUCCCAAGAAACUUUUCGUUUCCCAAGAAACUUUUCGUUUCUUGGUGUUUGCUGAUCCAACCAUUAAAAAGUAAAGAAUUUCCAGUCAACCUCGAAUAUCAAUUAAAAAAUAAAUAUCCACCCCUGGCUAAAAAAACUUUACAAAAUGAUGCUAUUCAGUGCCAACACAUGUCCUUUACCACUUCUGUAGUCACUGUGUAUAAUGUUGUACUUUCUUUGGAGACACCAUUCGCCUCCUGACAAAUCGGAAAAUGAUCAACUACAAGAUAGUGACUCUGAUUACCUUAUUAUAGGAAAUUAACGAUGCACUUUAUUAACACGGAUUUUAAAAAUUCGCGUUAAUUUAAUUAAUGUUAAUUUAUGUGAUCGUUAAUUUUAAGUAUGUAAUUUUCAUUUAUCGUUAGUUAAAAAUACCUAGAUUUGUUUUAUAUAUAACACCAACUCUUUUAAUAUCAAAAUACAGCAUAUUAACGUAAACUAAAAACAUCAGUGCUCCUCUUAACAUUAAACCUUUGUUGUUGUUGUGUCUAUAUUUUCCGAUUCGCGUUGUCAACCAUGGAGAUCAGAUUCACGUUAAUUAGACGGCCGGCCAAGCCAUCAAUUUGUACAACUGGAUGGCAACUUUAUGUUAGAAGCUGGUAACAGGCAUUUUCUUAUAGUUCAAGCCUUGGUGAACAAGACUAUAUAUGUGUUACCACUUCUGAUUUUUGCUUUAUAGUAAAAAAUUUGAGAAUUUUUAAAUUUUGCCUAUUAAAUUACUAUGAUCGGAAAAAAUGUAAAAUUUCAUGUUCUCUUAUACGAAAAAUAAACUAUACCACUAGAAAGAGCGUAAAAAACUAUAUAUAAGACAAUUAAGUGAGUUCUACGUUUUUCAAUCCUAUUUCAAUCCUAUUUUUAAUGUUAAAAAAUGCAGAAAUGACCAAAUUAAUGCUAAUUAGUACCCAUUUUGCCAACUUUAACCAUCUUUAAUUCAAAAUCGGCUUGAAAAUCGCACUAGUUGCUUAAUUAUCCUAUAUAUAGUUUUUUGCGGUCUUUCUAGUGGUAUAGUUUAUUUUUUGUAUAAGAGAACAUGAGAUUUUACAUUUUUUGCCAUCAUAGUAAUUUAAUAGGCAAAAUUUUAAAAUUCUCAAUUUUUUGGCUAUAAAGCAAAAAUCAGAAGUGGUAACACACACAGUCUUAUUCACCAAGGCUUGAACUAUAAGAUAAUGCCUGUUACCAGCUUCUAACAUAAAGUUGCCAUCAAACUCUCUUUAGAGGCACUUUUUGCCACCUUGGCCGGCCGACUAAAUAUAAUCAUGCUUUAAAAGACCUAGAAGCAAUCCGCGUUAAUUUGAUGUCGCGUUAAUUUAUGUCGCGUUAAUAAAGCGCAUCGUUAAUUUCCUAUAAUAAGGUACUUUAUAUAUGACUGUUCACAUUGCUUUUUAGCCUUCAAUAUUUGAGUGAGUCAUGCUUUUUAAAUACAAUACCCAUGCAAUACCUUUGGACAAUACAUUUUUAUUACCCAACCCUUGAGUUGUUUUGUUUUCAUUCACCCAAAGUUUUACUCAUUCAAAAUCUUGUUUACCCAUCCCUUUUCUCUUCGGUGCCCCCCCCCCCCGUUUUUGCGUCUUUUCGGGGACGUUCAACAAUGACGUAAUCAAAGGGUUUUCAAGCGGUUAUCGGUUUCGGUUUUUUUCGAAAACCGCCCAAGCCUAAGUAGUAAAGUAGGGCGCAAUGCAAGUUAAUGGUGUAAGCAGAAUUGAUAGAACUUCACAAGUGCCUACUUCAGGUUCGUGGUCUUUGUGUUUAUUUCCGUUAUUGGAGCUGAAAAGACGAACAAGGCUUUGAUUGCAAAAUGCUAGAGCGCCCAGCAUUGAUAAGGAAGCAUUCAGUGUAGUUAUUGUUAAACUGUGUCAAGUUUUGGGAAAGUACUUUGUACAGUCGUACUCUCUGAAUUUCUCUGUGCCUGACAUUGUAUAGCAUUGCAAGAAUUACUGCCUCAGAGUUUUACAAAACUACACACGUAAAAAUUUCGCAGCUUGUCAACAAGAUGUUUUCGCACUGCUUGUUCGUUUGGAACAAGCAGUUACCAUCCUGCAACAAGGUUGUUGAGGCCAACAGACUUGCAACAAGUUGUUCCAAUAAGUCUGAUGACAUAACAAAUUGACGGGAACAAGCUCAUAGCUAGUCUGUUGCCGUCGUCAACCUUGUAAAAAGGUGAUAACAACCUGUUCCAGACUUGCGUUGCGAACACAUCUGAUAUUAUUCACAACGUUUUUUUGUUGCGCACAACGUUUUUUGUUUCUCCCCAAGGUAUCACCAGCGUGUGUUGUAUGUAGAUAUUGAUAUUCAUCAUGGCGACGGAGUUGAAGAAGCAUUUUACACAACAGAUCGUGUGAUGACUGUCUCAUUUCAUAAAUAUGGAGAAUACUUCCCUGGAACAGGAGACAUUCGUGUAUGUGGAAAGUUUAUAUCUUGAGAGCCUCGUACUAAAAAUGAUUUUUAUGCAUUGAUUGCAUUCCGGAUGGAGGGUUUAAUGCCUGGUUGGGGUUCCUUUGCAGGGAUGGAUCCGGCAUGAUCUGGUAGGGGUGGUGGGUUCUCUGCCAGCUCUGGUGCCAAGUUGUGUCGGUCAUGUGCGCCGCACGCCCAUCAACUUGCUGUAUUUGAAUUGUAAUUGUUGUUCACAGUUCGCUUAUCAUCGUGCAUGUUAGUACUCAAAUUACUCUUUAUCAUGAAAAAAGCGCCCCCUCCCCCUGCACCCCCACUGGCCAGAGCUACUAGUGCGCAACCCCCAGUAAAUCCAUCCCUGUUCCUUUGUUUUUAUAGUUUGUUUAGUUGUCACCAACCCACCUCAACAUUUCUCAAUGUGUACACCUAUCUCAAGUGACUUUUAUUAUUUCUUCAGGAUAUCGGGGCUGGUAAAGGCAAAUAUUACGCUGUUAACUUUCCUUUACGAGAUGGCAUUGAUGACGAAUCUUAUGAACAGAUUUUUAAACCUGUAAGUGUUCUCUAUACCUGUUUUAUUAACCUCAUAAGCCGUUAUGAUUAUGACCUCCUAAAUCCAAGGUGCGAUAAUUAAUGAUUUGUAGUUGCAGACCUUAAAAUAUCGUUUUCAGGGCCGUCUGACUUGGGUCGGACAUACUGUAUGAUGUCCGAUGACCUUCAGUUCAGAUUGGCUCGAAAAUAAGUCUGGAUGACACAAUUAAUAUCAGCAUAAUGUAUUAAUUCUGAACGGUAAAUAUUGUGAAAAUAUAAAUAAUUUGCGUCGUUCAUACUUAUUUUCAAGCCAAAAUUAACUUGCAUGCCAAUAACACCAGUAAGACGUCGUCAACGUAAGCAAUAAGCCCGUUUUUCACUUCACCAUUUCUUCUUCGAACUGAACAUGCGUAGAAUGUACAUGCUGGUGUGUACUGCAUAAUUAACGAGGAAAACUGCUAAAUUGUUUCAAGAUAUUGUCCGCAAAGGUAUUGAUUUGUUGGUAGAAUUUCGUGAUGAAGAGAAGAUUAAAGGCCUAAGAAAAAUAUUAGAUGACUCGAGCAUAAUUAAGAACUAUUUAAACUUAUAUUACGAAAGUCACCGAACUGUGGAAUCGCAUCAAAAAUUCGUAUAUCGACCACUCCCACAAACGUCUACGACCGCGCGGAAAGUUCUUGAUUGCGCCCACAAUGUUAUGCAAUGAAUGUUCAGCGACCUGACCGUUUUCCUGUGCAAUUUACGGUCGUGGCUGUCUUUACUCGCUACCAUUUAUAUCCACUAUAUAUAUUAAAGCCAUUCAGUUGGUGUAUUGUACAUGCUGGUCUAAAUACAAUGACGAGUUAUGUUCGAUAUAGUGGUAGAGCAAUUUGUUUCUUAGAGUGGACUUUGAGUUCAAUGCCAUACUCUUAGUCUUAGUGUGAAACAGAUAUUAUCACAUUGACAAUUUCGACAUGCAUACACGUAUACUAGAGACGCUCAUGCAUACGCGUACUAGAGAAUGCUGGACAACGUCUUAAUGUUAUCCCACCUAACUGGAACCAUAUGAUUAGGCCCUAACACGAUUGAAUGAAUGAGAUAUCUGUUAGGCGAAUGGUGCGUCAUGGCAGAUUGUAUGUCUGGCUCUAGUACAAGUCGGACCAUUUUCAAUAAGCGAAAUUUCACUGCACAUAUUCCUCUAUUUCAGAUAAUUACCAAAGUGAUGGAAAUUUAUCAACCCAAUGCUGUUGUCCUGCAAUGUGGCGCAGAUUCCUUGGCUGGUGACAGGCUCGGAUGUUUUAACCUCUCGUUAAAAGGUAUUGUUUUUAGUUAGAUGUUCAUUAUACUAAGGACGUGGGGCUAAUAAUUUCUAAAGCCUUUGAAAGAUAGUUGAUAAACUGAAAAACUAAGACGAGACAAUGGUCUUUCAACGAUGAUGACCUGUUGGAUUUCAUUGUGUAUAACGAUGCGCCGGAUACUGUUUUGCGGAUACCGGAUAGUACCUCUCCACAGAGGUGGGAAAAGCACCGAAACCUGAGAAUUUAGUCCCGGAAAUUUUAUGGAGGAUCUACAUUUUUGCAGAAAUUUUCACAGACAUUUUUUAUGUUUGAUAGCUAAUUCUGAGAAUUACACUACUAAUUGAAUAUCUACAUUACUAAAUACCGGAUUACCGAAAUGAUUGAAACCCUAACUCACUCACUCAAUACCUACUAUAAACUCACCCAAAUACCCGAUACAUACUAACUGAACCAAUUACAGCGGAACAGUUAGGAACGAAAAUAUUCAUAUAACCUGCAGUAGGAAAUUUGUUUUUAAAUUUUUAAUCCUGCAAGAAUGUAACUAUUAUCACUAUUUCAGGAUUUAUCAUAUAUGCCUUAUCAGUCUUAAACACAUAUUGCUUCACACGACAGGCACAUCGUUUUGGGGAUUUUGCGGCAUCGUUUUGGGAAUUUUGCCAAUGGGAAUUUUGCGUUGUGUGGGCAAGGCGUAUUUCGUUUCUUGAUGUAUUGUCGACAGUCCCUCCUUUCUCCCGAGGGACUGCUGGCGGUCUAAGUUACUGUUGUUCUAGUUUACAGAAGCAUAAAAUAGAACAUAGGUAACUAAGCAUUACCUAUUUAAAAAAUAAGCAUAGAUGCCUGUGGCAAAAGCGCCUUUCAUUUACGAAACAUUGACCACUCGUUACAACUAGUAUUUAUCUAUUAGGUCACGCACAAUGUGUUGCGUUCGUGAAGAAGUUCAAUAUUCCGCUGUUAAUGCUUGGUGGUGGGGGAUACACAAUACGUAAUGUUGCCAGAUGUUGGACAUACGAAACUUCUGUUGCAUUAGAUCUCGAUAUUGCUAAUGGUAAGACUUGCUGAUGGUAGUGGUGGUGAUGAUGAUGGUGAUGAUGACGAUGAUGGUAGUGAUGAUGACGAUGAUGUUAGUGAUGAUAUGAUUGUGAUAGUGAUGAUGAGAGUGAUUAUGAUGAUAGUGAUAGUGAUAGUAAUGAUGAUAGUGAUUAUGAUGAUGGUAGUGAUGUUGAUGGUGAUAGUGAUGAUGGUGAUAGUGAUGAUGAUGAUGGUAGUGAUGAUGAUAGUAGUGAUGAUGAUGAUUAUGAUAGUGUGAUGAUAAUGAUGGUGAUAGUGAUGAUGAUAGUGAUGUUAGUGAAUGAUGAAGAUGAUGUUAUGAUAGUGAAGGUGUUGGUAAUGAUUGCAUAAUGUUGGUUUUGUUAGUCGUGGUGAUUAUGGAAGUGGUGAUGAUGAUAAUUUAAUAAAUAAUUAUGUCAAAUAUGUGAGCAAUAACGAACAUAUAUAUAAUAUUCUCUAUAGAACUACCGUACAAUGACUAUUUUGAAUAUUUUGGCCCGGAUUUCAAGCUUCAUAUCAGUCCAUCCAACAUGCCAAACUCGAACCAGCAGGAUUACUUGGAGAGAACUAAGUAAGUUUUCGUACCUAUUGUAAACACCCACUGUUUAGUCAGAAUAUAUGACCCAAAUUAAAUUGCGGUUCCUUUGCCAGCUGAUAGUUUCAGCAGAUACAAAAUUAAAGUUAUUCCGAAAAAUCAAGUCUCAUCGAUUUUUAUCAAUUCUAUAUAAUCCAGUCAGAGUUAAAGUGCGAGUAACUUCAAAUGGAUCUUUUUGUAUGUGUAAUAUUAGGGUCUCCAACAACACCAGAAAUCAGUUCUUCAGGUCAAAAUACCCUGUUAGAGUGCUUUGCAGUUUGCACGUGUUUCAGACUGCAAGGAAACCUAAUAUAAUAUAAUUUAAUAAGUGCUGCACACGUGCAGUAAAACCCGAUAAAUAUGAAAAAAAAAAUAAAAAAAUACUUGUGCUAUGUCUCCCAAUAUAUUUCAAGAUUGCAUAAUCAUAACCUGGAAAGUUCUGUUAGUAAUCUGUAAUUGAUUACUAUGAUCCUACCAUUAGAUCAUUUGUGUGGCUCCAACAUGAAAAGCUUACUAUUUUUUUAUUUCAAGUUAACUUCUUUCUUCUAGAAACACUAAUUGCUAUAACCAAUACUGAAGCUUUUCAAUGGUUAUCAGGAUGCACCCUUCACGCCAUGUCACCACUACAUCUAGUCAUCCCGCGCCCAUUUUUGAGAGCCCUGCCCUCUUGUUAUCGUUUCAGUUCUACACCACUGGAAGAAAUAUAAUAUAUCUUUAUUGUGAAAACCCUCGCCCUGAUCAACUUUUUCACUGUCAAAAGUUUGCGGAUAUGAUGUCAUUAGAUGAAUAACAAAGUACUUUUCCUUUGUUUUUUUUUUCUCAAAAAAUCAUCUAUCCAGAAACUUUGACAGUGAAAAAGUUGAUCAAGAUGAGGUUUUGACAGUGAAAAAGUUGAUCAAGAUGAGGUUUUUGCUAUAUAUAGGAUAUUAGACGGUUGCGAGGAGAUAUGGAUUUUAUGUUCGAGGGGCAAAAACAAUAUCUCACGAGUGAGCGCAGCGAACGAGUGAGAUAUUGUUUUUGACACGAGAACAUAAAUCCAUAUCUUCUCGCAACCGUUUAAUGUUCUGUUUAUUAUAUGGACUUAUUCAGAGUGACAAAAAUACACACAAAGACGACAUGUAAAUAAGCACGCGAAAGACCAGUAUAAAAGCGAUAUUUUUUAAAAUUAUAAUAAACAAACAUAAAACUAGAAUAAAUAUUACUUAUCUCAAGAUGUCUUUUAAAUGUUUUCGUUUUAUUUUCAACGUUAAUUUCGUUUUAUGUACGAACCAAAGACCAUUUGUAUUUUCAAAACAACAACAAUGAAAAUGGCGGGAAGUUUUCGAACUUCGUAUGUCACUAGCAGGCGUGAAAUAAGGAAAAUACGCGCACCUGGUCCCGGAUGUAGUGACGUAUGAGUUCUACGAGUGUUUUAGUUUCCAGUAAAACACCAUUGUCCAUAUAAUAAAAAGCAAUAUUACAUUUCUUGUGAGAAUCAGACAAAUAUUACACAUGCAAAAAAGGUCGGGUUCGUGGGAGUGCGAUCUUGGUUAGCUGUUAAUGCUUUCCCAACACUAUCAUAUAUUCUAUUUAAGUGAAAACAUAGUUAGAACAGUCAUCAAACCUUUAUUUUGUUAAUAUAGAGCUUGAAAUAUCCUCUGUAACAAUUCGUAACUGUCAACUCCCAUUCUCAUCAUCGAUACUAAUUAAACAACUUGUUUUUAUUUUCAGGCAAAGACUCUUUGAAAAUUUACGUAUGAUUCCGCAUGCUCCCGGCGUUCAGAUGCAACGUGAGUAAAAUACUGUCUGCUCUGAACAGCUGGCCGUUAAUAGGGAUUACGAUAAUAGUAUGACGACAAAUAUAGCUUCGACGUUUCGAGCGAAGGCCCGUCGUCAAAAAUGUAUUUCCUGAUCUUCUCUUUGAUCUUGACCCCACUCAAUGCCCCAAUAACACUCCUAACCCUAACACUUUGGUGACUGUAACUUAACGAUAGAGCCGUUGACUUUAAAUUUUCGGGCUAGAUAAAAAUGGGUAAUACAGUGAUAGCCUAGAAUAAUAUAAUGAGCUGCAGGGGGAACAUUUGUUGAUAUUCAGGUAUACCAAAUAAUUAUAGUUUGGGAAGUAAUAGCAAGACUAAGGAUAAGAGUAAAAUGGAGGAGGUAUUGUAUGAUAAAAAGGGUUUAUAUAGUGAUAACCUAGGAUAAUAUAAUGAUCUGGAGAGGUAUGUUUGUUGAUAUUCAUGUUUAGUAGCCUGUCUGCGUGCAGGCCCAAGGGAACUGAUAGUGGGCCUGCAACCAUCGCCCGGUAUUUUGUAAAACGCCCCUUUUCAUAACACGCCCCAUUCGCGCGUCAAUUGUCAAAAAAGAACCAAUGACAGCAUCCAAAUAUUAACAAACAAACUCGCAUUAAAAUGUUGCGGGGUUUUCUCUGCUUAUUCAGAACACUAAUAAACAAUGUGUAAAUGGCUGCGUUUUAACUCCAAAAAAGCAAGCAACGCAGUCAGUAAUUGCCAAAUUUGCAAGUGCUCAUUUUCAACUAAAAUCGGAACAGGCAAAUUAGGACGAAUUUCAACAGAAAACCAGUCUCAAACUUCAAAUCAUGAGGGAAGUCGUGCGACCACAUUAGGAUUUAUAUUAUGUGUGCUUCGCUGUCGCCAUUGGCAUUGUUAUAAAUAAAUUGUCUCACUUAUCAGAUCGUGUGUGCAAUUCUUGUUGGCGGCGGAAAGUACGAAAUUUAUGUCAUUUAUUUCAUUUGGUAAAGAACUCUACAAAAGAAGAGAGCGUUCCGAGUCCAGAUCUUUUCGUUUCAAACGGCAAUUUAAUACCGCCUUCUGUUUCGCUCUCUCAGCGAAGCCUUGUGAAUCGCAAAGUGUUUCGAAUAGGCUUACAGUCCUUACAUGCAACUGCAUCUCAACAUCAACCAAAAGAUAAUUUUCUUGAGGAAGUGAGAACACAUAACGUAUCAACUGAAGUCUGUUUGAAAUUAAUGAAACUCAAGUUAUCAUAGUUUACCCCAGUCGUAAUUUGCUAUUCCAACACCUCACGACAAGCAAUCCCCAUUGGCAUAACGGCAAAAACAUGUCUUCCUUCAAGUAAACAAUAAACAGUCUGUUCUUGUUCCAUUUGUAAUCGAAAAAAGUGAUCAAUUUUCAAAUUUUAAGCUUAUCGAGAGCCUUUGUCUAUGCCUUUGUGAUGAAUCAUUGUUCCCUUGGGCCUGCAUGCUAGGUUAAUUAAUUACCGAUCGCCUCAGCUAGCCAAUGGGAAUUUAGCCGGCGGUUCGGCCGGCGAAAAUCGAAAACAUGGGGUGAUGAUUGCAGGCCCACUAUCAGUUCCAUUGGGCCUGCACGCAGGCUACAUGUUUAGUGAGUAAUAGCGAGGCUGAGGAGUAGGAAUGAUUUGGAAGGGUUUUGUGGGAUAACCAGGGAUAAUGUAAUGAUAGCAGGGGUAACUAAGACUGAUAUAAUGGGAUAUUUGUUGAUAUUUAGGUAUUCCAGAUGACCAUGUUUUGGGAAAUGAUAGCGAGGCUGAAGAUGAAGAAGAAGAUCGUAAGCCUGACAAAAGAAUCAGCAGUAAGUGAAGUCAUGCCUUGGAGAACAAUUUGAAAAUAUUUGCUAAAAUUAACAUAGUCCAGUACGGAUUUGGGUUUCCAAUAGAACUGCCAACAGCAGGUGUUUUACUUUACAAUAUAUUGUGCGCCGACUGAUACCGCUCCAUGGGGUCCAAAUCACUGAGGACUAUAGUCAUUCAUAUAUGAAUCGAGAAUAUUUUUGUCAGGACUAUGAAUCGAGAAUAUUUUUUUGAAUUUAAGAACAUCAAUGGCUUAAUUUUAAUAUCGCUCCUAUUUCAACACAAUUUGACACAAUACAUCAUUCAGUGUAAUUCACAAUCAAAACUAACAGUAUUUAUUAUUUCUCCUAAAAUGUCAUCAAGUACUUCGCCAGGGUGAUUUUUAUUUUUGAAGAAUAUCAAUAUAUAAUCUGAUAGAUGAGCAACAACAGGACAUUUUGUGGAUUUUUACUUUCGAAUACUGCCUAACAUUAUUUGAAGUAUUGUUCAAAAUAAGGCGGCGUUGGACUGUCUUGUGGUAUAACCAGGCCCGCCGUGAGGGGGAGGGGGCAAAGGGCUAUUUUCCCCGGUACCCCAGAUCGAAUGGGGGAUCCCCAGAGAAAAUGCUACAAAAUGCUUAACUGAUACAAAAUGCUUAAUUGAUACAAAAUGCUUAACUGAGAAUAUAAAUCCUAGCAGCCUUAUUGCCUGACAAUAUGCAAUAAUGUGUGAUAUAUUGUUAACACCGCUUCUCCGUUUUACAAUUAUGACGUCAUAGGAGCACCCCAGGAAAAGUUUUUUCCAGCCCCAUGGAAAAAGCGGCGAAAAACCGCCGGCUUCUAUUGGCCGGCUGUUAUUAUGUUGCACACUGCCAGAGGCUGACCCGACUCGUCAUAUUUGUGCUGCAUUCUUCGUAGUGCGAUAGAGGGUGACUUUCACUCCUUACUUUACCUUGCAGUCAUGGCUUCAGACAAAGAGAUCGCCAAGCCCGAGGAAUACUCGGAUUCCGAGGACGAGGCGGAAGAAGGCGGAGAACGACGACAUGCUAACUCUCAUAAAGACGUCGAACCGACGGUAAAACGUCCAAAACUUGCCGAAAAAACUGACGAUGACGAAGACGCGAAAAAUAAGACGGAAGUUAAGUCAUCCAGUGCGCCGACAUCCAAGAGUGGUUCUCCUAAACCUGGUUCGCCUAAAGUGACUGAGGCCAAGUCUCCUGAUAAACCCGCAAAUACGGAACAAGCGAACGAUUCUAAUACAGACAA
Paramuricea clavata is the source of this 19014-nucleotide messenger RNA. Lineage: Eukaryota; Metazoa; Cnidaria; Anthozoa; Malacalcyonacea; Plexauridae. The record is from the annotation of a GenBank genome assembly.